Molecule: messenger RNA, 3878 nt
Organism: Eruca vesicaria subsp. sativa (arugula)
Lineage: Eukaryota; Viridiplantae; Streptophyta; Magnoliopsida; Brassicales; Brassicaceae
Source: the annotation of a GenBank genome assembly
CAUAGCUAUCAUCUUCUUCUUAGCUCUCCAAUUACAGGAAAACAAAACCCUAGUUUCUCUCUCUCUCCAAAUGAUAACCUAGCUCUCUCUCUCUCUCUCUGCAUCAUUUAUUUUUCUUAUUCGCAUGUGCAAAGCUAUCAACAUCUGUUUUGAUUGAAAGCUAAGUUUCCAAUUCCGAAACAGAAGAGAUUGAAAGUGUGUAUGUCAAGACAAACCACCAAACUACAAGAAAACACACACCGUGUUGUUCCUUAAAGACCCAGCAAGCAGAUAAUCUCUUCUUCUUCCUGACCUUUUCCCCUUUGUUUUCUGGUGAUUUGGGGUUAUCCUUUCACCCUUUCCUGCAAUGUGGGCUCGCAUUUGGUGAAGGUGGUGAUUAUUUCUAGGGAUUGUGUGUGCUUUGCUUUUUGGUAAAGCAUUUAAAGAACAACUCUCUCUCAAUGGCUUUGUUUAGAAAGUUCUUCUACAAAAAGCCUCCUGAAGGGUUAGUGGAGAUCUCUGAGAGGGUUUACGUCUUUGAUUGCUGCUUAACCACGGAUAUGUUGGAAGAGGAAGAGUAUAGAGUCUAUGUGGGACGCAUAAUGAGUCAGCUACGAGAACAGUUUCCUGGUGCAUCGUUCAUGGUGUUUAAUUUCCGAGAUGGAGAAAGCAGAAGCCUGAUGGAGAGUGUACUCUCUGAGUAUGACAUGACCAUCAUGGACUAUCCUCGUCAUUAUGAAGGUUGCCCUUUGCUUACAAUGGAAACGGUUCAUCACUUUCUUAAAUCAAGUGAGAAUUGGUUACUGUUAAGUCAACAGAAUAUCUUGUUGUCGCAUUGUGAGCGAGGUGGCUGGCCGGUUUUAGCUUUUAUGCUGGCUUCGCUCUUGUUAUACCGCAAACAGUUUAGUGGAGAACAGAAAACACUAGAGAUGAUUUAUAAGCAGGCUCCUCGUGAGCUGUUACAGCUAAUGUCUCCACUAAAUCCUCUGCCUUCACAACUGAGGUUUCUUCAGUAUGUUACAAGUAGGAAUGUUGGUUCGCAGUGGCCACCGCUAGACCGGGCGCUUACACUAGACUGUAUCAAUCUUAGACUGAUUCCUGAUUUUGAUGGUGAGGGUGGUUGCCGACCAAUAUUUAGAAUAUAUGGUCAAGAUCCGUUUAUGGCUUCCGACCGGACUUCAAAAGUCCUUUUCUCUAUGCCCAAAAGAAGCAAAGCUGUUAAGCAUUAUAAGCAGGCAGAUUGUGAGCUGGUAAAGAUUAACAUCAAUUGCCAUAUUCUCGGUGAUGUCGUGCUUGAGUGCAUUACCUUAGAUAGUGAUCAUGAGAGGGAAGAGAUGAUGUUUCGGGUUGUGUUCAAUACUGCAUUUCUUAGAUCAAACAGCCUUCUACUUAACCGUGAUGACAUUGAUGUACUGUGGAACACAACAGAUCGGUUUCCUAAAGAUUUCAGAGCGGAGGUUAUAUUUUCGGAGAUGGGCGCUGGUAACAGUCUUGACUCUGUUGAUUUGCCGCAUAUGGAUGAGAAUGAUGGUCUACCUAUGGAAGCAUUUGCUAAGGUUCAGGAGAUUUUUAGUGAUGGUGAAUGGUUGGAUCCAAAUUCUGAUGUUGCUGUGACGGUUUUUAACCAAAUUACAGCAGCAAAUAUCCUUCAAGAAAGCUUGGAUUCAGGUUCCCCUCGAAGCCCUGAUUCACGUAGCCUAUUGGAAUCGGCGCUUGAAAAAGUUAGGGAGAAAACCAAGCUGAUGAUAUCGGAGAGUGUUGCUGUAAGUCCUGAUUCAUUCUCUCCGGUGUGGAAGGAGAAAGACACAGAUUCCUGUCAUAGAUCUUAUGCAGAUCCGAAUUCACUCAUCAAGAAGGUUGAUGAACAGAAUGGACUCCGAGUUUCUGUCCAAAGACAAGCUCAGUCGAAGAUAAUUUCACCUCGCUUGCUCCAAAGUUCAGGGACGUCACCAGUUUUAAAUCGUAGCCCCACACAAGCAUCAUCACCUGCUUCAGUAUCCAGAUUUCACGGCUCCCCCUCUAACCUUGGGAUCACUUCAAUAUUACACGAUCAUAGUCCAGGUAAAGGUGAAGAGGCUACUUCAUCAUCACCUUCCAUCACGUUUCAACCAACAUUGCAUCCACUGACACCGUCCAUACUUAACGCUUCUCCACAACAGUCGUCCACAGCUGUACCUUCAAAUGGCUCUCCCCCAGCAGAAGCAGUUGUGACGCCAGCAACAAUGCCAUUGUUGAAGCCACUCAAGUUCUUGUCUCCUUCUCCACCCCAACCUCCUGCAUCCUCUCUGCGUUCCACUCUUUCACAUCCACAGCCUCCACCUCCACCUCCACCUCCACCUCCACCACAACCUCACCGUUCUGCACAGCCAUCUUUUCCUUCGCCACCACCGUUAUCACCUCCAAAUAAAGUGGUAACCACAUCUAAAGCUCCUCCUCCACCACCACCACCUCCAAAGAAAGUGGUACCCACAUCUAACGCUCCACCUCCACCACCACCACCUCUUUCCAGAGCUGUACCACUUCGAACUGUCCCUCCUGUUCCUCCUCCACCAGCCCCUUCAACUCUGUUUCGUUCUCAAAACGGUGGUUGUAAUGGAAAUGUUCCUCCAGUCCCUGGACCACCAUUGGGUUUAAAGGGGCGUGGGAUGUUACAGACAAGCCUUAAAGGUCAGGGUCAAACAAGAAAGGCCAACUUGAAACCGUAUCAUUGGUUGAAGCUUACAAGGGCAUUGCAAGGAAGUUUAUGGGCUGAAUCGCAGCAGACACCUGAUGAAGCUGCUACUGCUCCAGAGUUCGACAUCUCUGAGCUAGAGAAACUCUUCUCAGCAGCGAUUCCUAGUUCCGACAAUGAAAAUAAAGGUGGGAAAUCAGGUCGACGUGGCCGGCCUAAAGUUCAGAAAGUCCAGCUGAUUGAGCUCAGACGAGCAUACAACUGUGAGAUCAUGCUCUCCAAAGUUAAAAUACCUUUGCCUGAUUUAAUGAGUUCUGUUCUUGCAUUGGAUGAGUCGGUGAUAGAUGUUGAUCAAGUUGACAAUCUGAUCAAGUUUUGUCCAACAAAAGAAGAAGCAGAAUUACUCAAGGGCUACACCGGCGAUAAGGAAAAUUUGGGACGGUGUGAGCAGUUCUUUUUAGAAUUGCUGAAAGUUCCUCGAGUCGAGACCAAGCUAAGGGUUUUCUCGUACAAGAUUCAGUUCUAUUCUCAGGUUACUGAUCUUAGAAGAGGCUUGAAUAUCAUACAUAGUGCAGCCAAUGAGGUUAGAGGCUCAGCUAAACUAAAAAGAAUCAUGCAAACUAUACUUUCCUUGGGCAAUGCCUUGAACCACGGGACUGCAAGGGGCUCAGCUAUCGGAUUUCGUUUGGAUAGUCUUCUGAAACUCACUGACACUAGAUCCCGCAACAGUAAGAUGACUCUGAUGCACUAUCUCUGUAAGGUACUCGCCGAAAAACUUCCCGAACUACUUGAUUUUCCAAAAGACCUGGUGAGCUUGGAGGCUGCAACAAAGAUCCAACUAAAAUAUCUAGCAGAGGAGAUGCAAGCGAUAAGGAAAGGGUUGGAGAAAGUUGUGCAGGAAUUCACUACAUCUGAAACUGAUGGUCCAGUAUCAAAACACUUUCGUAUGAACUUGAAAGAGUUUCUUAGUUUUGCCGAAGGGGAAGUCAGGUCCUUGGCUUCUCUUUAUUCUACUGUGGGUGGAAGCGCCGAUGCUUUAGCGUUAUAUUUCGGAGAGGAUCCAGCUCGUGUCCCAUUUGAACAAGUUGUAUCCACCCUGCAAAACUUUGUUAGAAUAUUUGUACGGUCACAUGAGGAGAACUGCAAGCAAGUCGAGUUUGAAAAGAGAAGAGUACAGAAGGAGGCAGAGAACGAGAAACUUAAGAAAGGUGUGUACAGUGAGAACUGA